This is a messenger RNA of Closterium sp. NIES-67, 1333 nucleotides long. NCBI's taxonomy places the organism in Eukaryota, Viridiplantae, Streptophyta, Zygnematophyceae, Desmidiales, Closteriaceae. The record is from the annotation of a GenBank genome assembly.
GCGUGGCUGCCACCUGGCCGGCGUAUCGCACGGCCUGGACUUCGAGGGAUAAGCGGUGUUGGAGUGGGGAGCCGGAGGGUUCCCUCCUCUCGGAGUGCAGGAGCUCCCGGGCUCGUGGGGGCAUCGCCGUUUCACACUUCGCCAGCCAGGUAUGCAAGUGGGUGGGGCUGGUGAAAGGUGGCGUGAGACUCCCGAGCGGAUGCGGGGGCAGUCGCGGGGCAGGACUGCCGCGCCCCCGAGACACGAGGAGAAAUCCCCCGAGCGCGCCGUGGAGAUUGGACGUGAACCACAGGCUCUGGCGUAUUCUCCGCAGCUUCUGGCGCCCCAGCAGUACCAGCAGGCGCACUUGCCGCCCGUGCGUUUGCCCCUUCCUCAGGCACCGACGCCGCCAUUCCCUCCCCGCAGUGUGACAUCUCUCCCGCUCCUUGACAGCCAGCACCUCUUGGCGUCCCUUCCCUCCGCACCCCCUCCGCCAGUCCUCCCCUCGGCCGGUCCCUUCGAUCCGCGUCGGAUGGACAGGGCGAUGGGGUAUGCUGUGGAGAUGCUGACGGACUCACACUCCGUUCUACGGAGCUCAGUGAGCCCGUGCAAGAUGCCUCACGAUCCGCUCCAGCGCUGCGCGAUGGCUGCAGCUGAUCUGGCUGUCGUGUCCACGCGAGUGCAGCCUGUGCCCGCCUCGGGAACCGUGUUGGACCCGCGCCUGCUCGCCGUGAUGCGGACAGUAUCGGCGAGCGCCGCGCUGCGAGCGUCGGCGGCCGAAGGCCGCCGACGCGAGCCGCCACCAAGGGUUGGAGAAAAGAAAGAACUGGAAACUAAACAGGAAGAAUGAGGGAGGGAGAGAGCUUAUAUAGCUGGAGAGGGACUCAUGCUCUCUCUCUCUCUCUCGCUCUCUCUCUCCUCUCUCUCGCCACCAAGGGUUGGAGAAAAGAAAGAACUGGAAACUAAACAGGAAGAAUGAGGGAGGGAGAGAGCUUAUAUAGCUGGAGAGGGACUCAUGCUCUCUCUCUCUCUCUCGCUCUCUCUCUCCUCUCUCUCGCCACCAAGGGUUGGAGAAAAGAAAAGAACUGGAAACUAAACAGGAAGAAUGAGGGAGGGAGAGAGCUUAUAUAGCUGGAGAGGGACUCAUGCUCUCUCUCUCUCUCUCGCUCUCUCUCUCCUCUCUCUCGCCACCAAGGGUUGGAGAAAAGAAAGAACUGGAAACUAAACAGGAAGAAUGAGGGAGGGAGAGAGCUUAUAUAGCUGGAGAGGGACUCAUGCUCUCUCUCUCUCUCUCGCUCUCUCUCUCCUCUCUCUCGCCACCAAGGGUUGGAGAAAAGAAAGAACUGGAAACUAA